CUUACUCACAUUAUCCCUCCACAUCUUCUCACUCACCCGAGAUCAAUUUCGAUUACUUUCCCCUGCUCUCUCUCUCUCUGUGGAUUGAUUAGACGGCCUGCGCUACUGCAGUGUUUUGACUACACAUUAUUAUCUGCUUCUAUCUGUGUGGCUUCACGGAUUCCGUGAUUUCCUCCGGACUUGAGCUGUUUGGGAUGGGGAUCUGGUCCCUGGGUCUUGGUGCCAUCGGAGCUGCACUCACUGGGAUCUUCCUGGCCAACACUGAUAUGUGUCUCACUAAAACUGCCAAGGCGAUGCUGGAGAACCUGGGAGAUGCUGACCUGAGAUCCACGACUGAAGAUGACAAGGUCAUCAAAGCACAGAGCCUGUGGGAGAAGAACGGGGCUGUGGUCAUGGCCGUGCGACGGCCUGGAUGAUUUUUGUGCAGAGAGGAGGCCACUGAGCUGUCCUCUCUGAAGCCCCAGCUGGAAGAGCUUGGGGUCCCUCUGAUCGCUGUGACGAAAGAGAACAUCGGCUCAGAGAUCCAGGACUUCAGACCGCACUUCGCUGGGGACAUUUACAUAGAUGAAAAGAGAUGCUUCUACGGUCCGCAGCCGAGGAAGAUGGGAGCUCUCGGGUUCGUUCGCCUCGGUGUGUGGCUGAACUUCAUGCGGGCCUGGAGGUCCGGUUACCAGGGCAACAUGAUCGGCGAGGGCUUUGUCUUAGGAGGAGUGUACGUCAUCGGACCAGGAGACCAGGGGAUUCUCCUGGAGCACCGCGAGAAGGAGUUUGGGAAUAAGGUGGACGCUGCUCAGGUUAUAGACGCCGUCAAGAAAAUAGUUCCACUGAAAUAAACCGUUUUGGUCUAAUGUGGAGUCACUGAAAUACUGAUACUAUCAUUACAUUUGUCUUUUUUUUUGUAAUAUCACAUUAAUUUAUUGUAUGUUAGAGCUGUGAAACAACAACAAUAAUAAUAAUAAGCAAUGUUGUUCCUCUUUACCUCUGCACCUUGAAGUUAUAGUUUAUCUGAAACGGGCAUUAACAUAAACAGGCAGGAACAUCGACUGUUAAAUUUAGGUUCACUUGAAGCUUGAUUUCACGUCAGUGCAUUUUCAAUAACCGUCCUGUUUGCUUCUCCUGCUACGGUGCGUGAAUACACCUCCAACAAUGGCAGACGACUGUUUGUGUGAUAAUGACAACCUGACUAUAAACUCAACACUGAGCGGAUCAGGUUUGAUGCUCAAACACACAAAAGUCCAGCUGUUGUUGUACUUUUGGAGGAGUAUUUGUGCUGCCUGAAGCAGGUGUUGAUUUAAUGUGUGUUUGUGCACAAGAGAGCAACUGUUUGUACCUGUACAUGCGAAUAUUUGCUGCAAUAAAUGAAAAAAACACAAACCUCGUCACCAUA
This is a messenger RNA of Solea solea (common sole), 1387 nucleotides long. Its product is annotated as peroxiredoxin-like 2A. The transcript is spliced from 6 exons. The record is from RefSeq and is a predicted model, not a curated record. NCBI's taxonomy places the organism in Eukaryota, Metazoa, Chordata, Actinopteri, Pleuronectiformes, Soleidae.